Molecule: messenger RNA, 1644 nt
Organism: Penicillium egyptiacum
Lineage: Eukaryota; Fungi; Ascomycota; Eurotiomycetes; Eurotiales; Aspergillaceae
Source: the annotation of a GenBank genome assembly
AUGGAUCCGUCGCAGGCCCAAAGCCCGCCAUCAUCGCGGCUGUCUGUGAUGGUCUUGAGCAGCUCGCCUUCAGAUCGGCUCGCUGGGAUGGCCUUAAACAGUUCCCCGGCAGAGCAGCUGGCUGCGAUGGCCCUGAACAGCAGGCCCGUUCAGCAGGCUCCACCUGAUGACACGCAUGUUGCUCCUACUGAGGCUUCCUCCUCCCACACCUCUUUGUUUGGUAACAUCUCCCGUCCUCGCACCCCUCAGUUGGCUGAAAGUCCUUCCACUUCCUCCACCCCAACCCUUCCCAAUACACCUUCCCCGCUCGACAGGCGCCUAUCUAGCAACUUGAAUCGUUCUCCUUCGAAGACUCCUCGUGAUGAUGCACAAUCUGAUGAAACAUCCGGCGAUUUUCCAUACUUGGCACGAGAGCCAUCGCUCCCGUAUGAAGCUUGGGAAACAAUCUUUUAUGGCACGCUUACUAGUAUCUCAUAUGAGGAAUUUGACUUCGUUUAUGGGGAUGUCUUUGAACACCCGGCAACCAAGAAGACCCUUUCGACUCUGAGACUCGUGAACCGAAUCUGGAACCGGAUUGCGACUCCUCUCCUUUUUCGGUAUAUCCAGGCCGUGGUCGGAUACUCUGCUGGUCGACCUCUUGAUAGCAUCCUAAAGAUUUCCGAAAGUCCACACGCCCUCUACGUACGCGACGUGCGUUUUGGUUUCGUGGGAGCAUGGCUCCCCGGGCUGGAUUAUGAUCGGUACAUCGACGACUUGGCAGCAGGAGCUCUUCCGAUCUUGAUCAGUCGUUUCCAAAACAUUCAAACAUUGCGGUUGCAAACACCCACCGUGGUGGACACAUUCAGUGAAGAAGGUCAACUCAAGCCGCCGCUGCUUGCCAAGCUGACAAACGCUCUUGUGCAUACUUUACGCUUGGUGCCUGUCCCAAGACUGAGAUGUCUCCAUAUGUCUAUGCCGACCACCGCGGAAUUUGCCCGUUUCUUUGAGUCGAACAGUUACGCCAGGAACUUCACCAAUGUUUUCGCCCAACUCGAAGAGCUACACAUCACUAUUAAUGACAGCACCGGCCCUGAUGGCAGACGGGACCCGAAAUGGCCCCGCUCGGUGAUCAAGACCAAGUAUCCACUCGAUCGAUUUGCUCCAUAUCUCGUCCAGCUCAUCUCUUACGCGAAACGGAUCCAGGUCUUCAGCCUAGAUGCCCGUACCUGGUUUGACGUGUCCGAUCUGGAAGCAGAAAGCCUCACUAAACUGAAAAGCUUCCGGCUCGAAGGUGUGAGAAUCAACGACGAAACUCUCAGGCAGAUUUUCAUACAAGCUCGGAAAACGCUGCGUCGCAUUGACUUGGUCCACGUUCGGCUCAUGUCUGGUACCUGGGAGGAUGUAUUCGGUCACGAUGCACUUCCUCCUGGUGACCUUACGUGGCUGCGUGUUGAUGGAUGUGGCUACUCAAUGACGGGCUCCAGUUCCCACUUUGUCGGUUAUUCAUUCUCGCACUACCCAACAGCACUUUGGACCCUCCAUGGCCGGGACUGGUUGGCUCUUACGCACUGGAGAGCGGUGGUGAAUGCAAACCGUCACCGCAGGAGACUGCCCAGAUGUCCGCAUUGCUUUUUCCCGUCAAUUAGCCCAAUUCAUAAUCCCUAA